Aspergillus heteromorphus CBS 117.55 is the source of this 1311-nucleotide messenger RNA. Its product is annotated as aquaporin-like protein. The coding region runs from base 268 to 1311 and encodes 347 amino acids. The record is from RefSeq and is a predicted model, not a curated record. The transcript is spliced from 4 exons. Gene Ontology annotation, cellular component: membrane. Gene Ontology annotation, molecular function: channel activity. Lineage: Eukaryota; Fungi; Ascomycota; Eurotiomycetes; Eurotiales; Aspergillaceae. Gene Ontology annotation, biological process: transmembrane transport.
AGAUUUUUCCAGAUCCAGACGCCUUCUGCAUCUCGGCAAACCCGCCCCACAGAUCUGGGGGCCCUGAUUUUGCCGAGCGGGCCCUCCACGCCCGCCUGCCAGCCCGCGUGCCGUCCGAACCCGAGCGCAGCCCUAACCGGGAGGUCCGAGGCCGAGGUCAAAAUGGUUCCGUUUCGAACUUCUGCUCGUCGUCUGAGAUGUGGAUGGUUUUCUUAUCUUUCUUCUGACAGCACCGACACGAUAUGAUAUGAUAUGAUAUGAUAUGAUAUGCAGCCGAUAAUACAAACUCAAUCCAGUCACUUCGCAUCCAAAAUGGUCGUCUCUUAUCUCCCCGAAUAUGAGCAGGAGGAACACGACCACCACCUUCAUCAUCGCAGCCACAGCCACAGUCACAACCACCAUGGCCUCGAGCCCGUCAUCCCGCCCUUCGCGGGCCGCGUCGGCGGAAACCAGGACUUCGUCGUCGACCGGAGUGAUCCCAAGAACUCGAAAGUGCUUGAGAGAGUGCCCGACGCGGCGCCCUGGAUGUCGUUAGCCGAGAUCUUCGACCUCCGCGGCUUUCUCAGUUUGGAUUUAUGGAAGUUUGCUGUCCUGGAAUGUAUCGCAAGCAUGCUAAACACCUUCCUCACUGCCUGGGUAACAACCCACCCCCUCUCGGCCACCACCUCCCCCACGACCCCCUCAGGCAUCUACAGCACCGUCACCUUCUUCUCCCCGACCUUCGGCGGACUCACCAACCUCCUCCUCACCCCUCUCCUCAUCUACACCUUCUCGCCCUCCAGCGGCGGCCACAUCAGCCCGACCAUCACGCUCUCGACCUUCUUCGCGCGCAUCAUCUCCUUCCCGCGCAUGGUCCUCUACCUCGCCGGCCAGACCCUCGGCGGGGCGCUCGCCGGCUUCGCGCUCCGCGCCGCCUACGGCACGCGCGCCUUCACCGUCGGCGGAUGCCACAUCGAUACCACCAUGGUGCCGGUGCGCGACGCCCUGGUGAUUGAGUUUUUCGCCUGCGUGAUUCUCAUUUUUCUCGCGUUCGGGGUUGCCUUGGAUCCGCGCCAGGCGAGGGUGUUUGGGCAGGCCGUCGCACCGUGGUUGGUCGGUGUCGUCGUGGGGGUUGUUACUUGGGGGACGGCGUGGACCAGGGAGGGGUAUAUUGGGGCGAGUGUUAAUCCGGCGAGGUGUUUCGGGGUUUAUGUUGCCAGUGGGUUUCCGAGCUAUCAUUGGAUUCAUUGGGUUGGGCCGUUGGCUGCCGCGGUGGCGCAUGGGUUGGUGUAUUUCGUGGAUCCGCUUUGGAAGGAUCCCAGGGCAGAGUAG